This is a messenger RNA of Protopolystoma xenopodis, 318 nucleotides long. The record is from the annotation of a GenBank genome assembly. Lineage: Eukaryota; Metazoa; Platyhelminthes; Monogenea; Polystomatidea; Polystomatidae.
AUGGCCAGGGCCUAUGAUCGCUCUUGCUAUUUUGUUCAAAGAAGAGAGUAUAACAAUGCCUUACGCUAUAAAGAUAUUAUGUUCAAGCGCACUCUGCCAAUUGCCAAUCUGCCAGAGGGAGUUAAUCACAAGUUGUCUGAGAUUUCAUAUGAGUCUCGUGAUGGCAGGCGCUUGACUCAACCUCCUGUGAAAAUAUAUUCUGGUCAAAAAUUGCUUGAGAGCAGCAAAAGAUCUUCUGAUUCCCUAAAUCAUAGUAUGGAAGCCCCUGUUCCAGGAAAAAUCUACCUGUGGGAUGCACCUUUGGCUGGUUUAGGGUGA